AUGGUAAUAAAAUCAAAUUCAUGCGAUCAGGUUUCUUUGUUACGUCCUUUUGUUUCUUUAAAUUGUUAUUUCUUUCUCAAUUUAAAUGUUUCUUUCUUUGAUUCACUGCAUUAUUCCUUCUUUGUUUACUUGCGUUUUUCUUUCUUUGUUUCUUUACAUUGUUCUCUUGUUUCUCUACGUUGUCCUUUGUUUCUUUUUUCUUUUCUUUCUUUAUUUCUAUUUCUGCAUUGUUCUCUCUUUAUUUUUGGCGUUGUUUCUUUUUUGUUCUUUCGAGUUGUUCUUUGUUUGUUUGGUUUCUUUUUAUUGCUCCAGUCUGUUUCUUUGUGUUGUUCUUUUUUUGUUUCCUUGCAUUGUUCGUUCUUUCAUUCCUCGCAUUGUCCAUACGUUGUUUCCUUUCCUUGUUCGUUCUUUGUUUAUUUUCCUUGUUUGAUCAUUGUUCUUUUUUCUUGUUCGUUCUUCGUUUCUUUACAUUGUUCGUUCUUUGUUUCCUUUCAUUUUUCUUUCUUUGUUUCUUUACAUUGUUCGUUAUUUGUUUCCUUUCAUUGUUCGUUCUUUGUUUCCUUUCACUGUUCGUUCUUUGUUUCUUUACAUUGUUCGUUCUUUGUUUCCUUUCAUUGUUCGUUCUUCGUUUCUUUACAUUGUUCGUUCUUCGUUUCUUUACAUUGUUCGUUCUUUGUUUCCUUUCAUUGUACGUUCUUUGUUUCUUGA
This is a messenger RNA of Acanthosepion pharaonis, 708 nucleotides long. The record is from the annotation of a GenBank genome assembly. NCBI's taxonomy places the organism in Eukaryota, Metazoa, Mollusca, Cephalopoda, Sepiida, Sepiidae.